AUGGCUCAUGAUCUCGACCUGUCCGGUCUUCAGACCGAGGCAAUCAAUAUUUGCACUAGUCACAUUGACAGAGUUUCGACUCGUGAGAUGUGUGCCAUAAUGAAUAACGAAGACCAGAAAGUAGCAACCAGCGUAACUCCAUGUCUGGAUGAUAUUGCGCGGGCCAUCGACUUACUUCUUCCGCGCGUACGUCGUGGUGGUAGAGUUAUCUACAUUGGUGCGGGGACUAGUGGCAGACUAGGAGUAUUGGAUAGCUCCGAGAUACUGCCCACCUUCGCUGCACCUUCGACACAGUUUGUCGGAUUGAUUGCUGGAGGAGACGCGGCAAUUCGCAUGGCCCAAGAGGGAGCGGAAGAUAGUUUUGAUGAUGGGAGAAAUGACCUGGCAGGAUUGGAACUCGAUCCUGAACGAGAUAGUGUUAUUGGGAUCGCUGCUUCGGGGCGCACCCCUUAUGUGUUAGGGGCUCUCGACUAUGCCAAAUGUAUAGGUGCUCUUACUAUAGGAAUUGCCUGUGUGUCCCCCUCAAGUAUGAAUGAUUCAGGAACAGUGGAUGUCAUGAUCUCCCCUUUGCCGGGCCCAGAAAUUGUAACUGGAAGCACAAGGCUCAAGGCAGGUACUGCGACAAAGCUAGUGUUGAACAUGCUUAGUACCGGUACAAUGAUAAAGGCUGGGAAAACGUACGGAAAUAUGAUGGUCGAUUUAAUUGCCUCCAACGAAAAGCUUGCGCAAAGAUCACGAAAUAUCCUCCGCAGUUUAAGCACCCGUUGUUUUUCGAUGACGGAACAGUCUCUCGACGAUCUCCUUGCUAAAUGUGACCGCAGCGUCAAGCUAGCAUUAGUUGUCGUGGAAAGAGGCCUUACUGUUGAACAAGGUCGGCAGCAGUUAAAAGAUGCAGAUGGCGUUCUUGACAGGGUGCUGCACCCGAACAAAGAUAACCAUCUACAGAAACUAGCUAUAUAUGGUUUUGGACCCUACGUUCCGGUGCUGUGCAUUGAUGGUGGCGGCUCCAAGUGUGCGGCAGUGACCGCAAUAUCAAACAACAUAAGAGGGCAAGGCAUUUCGGGACCUUGUAAUUUAACGGAUGGCAAAUUUGACUUGACUAUAAAGUCAAUGGUGACUGCCACUAGCCACUCCCUCGAUGAUCUUGCAAAAGCCUUGAGUGAAGAAAAUGGGAAUGAUAUGACAGGAAAACCAAACUCCCCUAAAAGAGAAAAACAAAGCUUGCCGUUUCCCACUGUCUGGAUAGCCGCAGCAGGCAUGGAUCGACCUGGAAUGCGAGAACGUGUCAAGGCCGUAUUGUCCCCCAUACUAGGCUUGAAUGAAUCAACAAAUAUCAGAAUCACUAAUGAUGUCGACCUCCUGGCUGCAGCAAUGAUACGACAUCCUGAAAUAUCUUCCAGUAUCGUUCUUAUAGCCGGUACUGGUAGUAUUGCUAUUCGGUAUGCAGUCGAUGGUGAAACUCUGUUUCCAAAACGUAUAAUUCGUUCUGGUGGUUGGGGCCAUUUACUAGGAGAUGAGGGAGCUGGAUAUGCAAUUGGCAGGGAAGCAAUUCGAUAUACACUCUGGUCAAUUGAGGAAUUUCAGUUGGGUUUACAAAAGAUACCGCUCACUUUCCUAGCGAAAAGAAUCAUCUCUAUCUUCAACGACUCUGCAGCAUUAUUAGAAGAGGGUUCUGUGAUUGUGGAUUUAUUAAGUCAGGUACUUGUAGGAGGCGAUGACCAACUUACAAAGGCGCGAAUCGCUAGAGUCGCGCAAACUGUUCUCAAUGCGGCCGACGAAGGGGAUGACGAAGCAUCCCGUAUCCUCUUAACCCAGGUCUCGGCACUCUUUGAUAGGAUACUGUCCCGCCUGCUUAUGCCUCAGUCGCAUGGAUAUGUCAAUCCUUCACGAUGCGGCCUAAUUCUUGCUGGUGGCGUCAUGCUCCACAAGGCAUAUCAGAAUCUAUUCCAUUCCCGCCUGGCUGCAGAUUCGAUUAAGUUUGCUUACGUUGAAACGGUCAGUAAUGCUGCAUUAAUUGGCGUUGAAUAUAUGUUGAACAGUCAAUGA
Talaromyces proteolyticus is the source of this 2046-nucleotide messenger RNA. RefSeq names its product putative glucokinase regulator family protein. The coding region runs from base 1 to 2046 and encodes 681 amino acids. Gene Ontology annotation, biological process: negative regulation of glucokinase activity; amino sugar catabolic process; glucose homeostasis. Gene Ontology annotation, cellular component: mitochondrion; cytosol; nucleoplasm. Gene Ontology annotation, molecular function: carbohydrate binding; carbon-oxygen lyase activity; enzyme inhibitor activity. The transcript is spliced from 4 exons. Lineage: Eukaryota; Fungi; Ascomycota; Eurotiomycetes; Eurotiales; Trichocomaceae. The record is from RefSeq and is a predicted model, not a curated record.